This is a messenger RNA of Heterostelium album PN500, 825 nucleotides long. It is a transcript of the gene psmG2, whose product is annotated as PAC2 family protein. NCBI's taxonomy places the organism in Eukaryota, Evosea, Eumycetozoa, Acytosteliales, Acytosteliaceae. Gene Ontology annotation, cellular component: nucleus; cytosol. The record is from RefSeq and is a predicted model, not a curated record. The transcript has 3 exons. Gene Ontology annotation, biological process: proteasome assembly. The coding region runs from base 1 to 825 and encodes 274 amino acids.
AUGGAAUUCUUUUAUCCCUGUAAAGAUUCAACACAAUCUUCAGUUAGUUUUCAAAAUAGUAUUUUAAUAUGGCCUGCUCUGACGUUGGGAAAUGUUGGUCAAUUAUCUAUAGAUUUAAUAUUGAAUACAUUUGGAUUCAAAAAGGUUGGAUAUAUACACGAUGAAGAUAUUGUACCAUUGGCAGGAAAUGAUACACUUACACCAGCUGGUAAGGGUGUACUCUCUACUGCCGUCGAGGUAUAUCAGUUCACAAACAGACAAAACACAACCAUUACAAUCGUACAGCAACGUUCACCCAUUAUUGCCGGUCACAUCAACCGAUUCGCCGAAAAACUCAACCAAUGGAUUAAACAAUCGGGAUUCUCACAGCUCUUAUUCCUGGCCAGUACCAAUGCCAACAAAAGAAUUGAUACUCAAUUAUUUGGAACUCAGAUUAGAUAUGUAGCAUCGGAUGCUGUUGGUGACAAUCAAUUUAUUGUAGAUAGAAUAGAGAAACAAUGUGGUGUACCACCCAUGGAGAGAUCGGUUGUUAUCGAUGGCGAUCUCAUCGAGCUCAGUGAUAGACUCACCGGACUUGGAAGAAGAUUGAUGACACUCGCAACUCAGGAGAAUAGCAAGGGUAUUGCAAUGGUUGCAUUCAUACUCUUCUGUUCGGAGGGUGACAACACACAAGAUGCCAUCGUUAUGUCCAAUCACGUAGUACAAUAUACAGAGUUAACAACAGAGACCUCCAAUAACAACAACAAUACAAUCGACUUUAAAAUACCAUCAAGUUGGAGUCUAAUUAAAGAUGGUCCAUCCAUCAACCAAGCUUUAUAUUUUUAA